Molecule: messenger RNA, 3069 nt
Organism: Colossoma macropomum (tambaqui)
Lineage: Eukaryota; Metazoa; Chordata; Actinopteri; Characiformes; Serrasalmidae
Product: opioid growth factor receptor-like protein 1
Exons: 8
Coding region: 108-2093 (661 amino acids)
Cellular component (GO): membrane
Molecular function (GO): opioid growth factor receptor activity
Source: RefSeq, a predicted model, not a curated record
UGGGUGUGCUCGAGUUUCUCAGGUCUGUAGCUCGACUGGUUCUGUGAUUCUCUUUCGUUUAUCUCUAUCGUCGCUUCAGCGCGUUGGUAAACUGGUCACUGGGGUUUAUGGCUAAGAGGUCAAUUCGCUACCCUGCAAUGGGCGAUAGAUUUUCUAGGCAUGAGGGAGACCAGAGAGACUUCCACACUGAAUAUGACUCCUUCGACACUGAAUAUGACUCUACAUGGGAGGACGACAAGGAGGACAUUCCGGAAGCCCAGUUCAGUGAGUUCAACAUACCAUGGCCCCACAGUGCACACAGAAAAACAUACGCUGCAAAAGACAUGCAGAACUUCAGGAAAAUGUUUCAGGAAGUCAAUUGUGAUGAUACAGCAGUUAAUGAAGAGUUGGAUGAAGUGUGUGAUCAGAGGGAUGACUGCAUACCCAACCUGCUGUUUUACCAAAAUAAGAUGAAAUCUCGUCCUGAUGGUGUAUCCAUUGAGGAAUUUCAUAAAAAGUGGUAUCAUGAUUACAGCAGGCUGGAAUGGGUGCACUCCUACAUUCAGUGGCUGUUUCCAAUCCAAGAGCAAGGAAUGAACUAUGAUUCUCAACCACUUACCCCAGAAGAAAUCAAGCUUUUCCGUAAAGAUGACCCUGUGAAGGGAAGACUGUUGAAGUCUUAUAAGCUUAUGCUGGACUUCUAUGGCAUAAAAUUGCUAGAUGAGGAAACAGGUGAAGUGGGUCGUGCAGAAAACUGGCAAGAUCGAUUUAAGAACCUAGACAGAAACACACAUAACAACCUCCGCAUCACCCGCAUCCUGAAGUGUCUGGGCAUCCUGGGGUUUCAGCACUACCAGGCUCCUCUGGUCAAGUUCUUCCUCACGGAGACUCUGGUGAACAGAAGUCUUCCCAGAGUGAAGCAGAGUGUUCUAGACUACUUUAUGUUCUCUGUUCUGGACAAGUCAGAGAGAAAACAACUAAUCAGAUUUGCCUUUGAGAAGUUUGAGCCAAAGGAAGAAUUUGUGUGGUGUCCUAAAAGGAUUCAAAGAAGAUUUCUAAAGGAGAUCAAAUCCAAAAAAGCAGAGACCCCUGAGACACACCCUCCAAAAUCAGAGCCUAGUGAAGGUAAAACAGAAAAUGCGGAAGCACCAAAUGCUUCAACUGCCCAGAAUGUUCAAAAUGGUGAAAAUAGUGGUGUGGGAAAAGCAGAUACUAAUCAAAGUGGCUCCACAGGCACUAAUAACAAUAUGGACAUUGGCUCUAUUAGUAAGAUAUCAGCACAGCAAUCUGAUAGAGAUUCAGAAAAACUGCAUGCAAUCCACAAGAGCAACAGUGAAUGCACUGGAGAAAAUAUGGAAAAUCAGGAAAAGGUUUGUGGCCCUGCAGCUAUAGAAGAAUUCGCACAUCAUAAUAGUGGUGAACAUAAUAAAGACUCUGAGCAUAUUGGACACAUCAGUGUUUCUGGGCCAGUAUCGAACAAAGAUCCUUCAGAAUCAGAGCCUAGUGAAGGUAAAGAAAUCCAACCAGAAAAUGGGGAAGCACCAAAUGCUUCAACUGCUCAGAAUGUUCAAAAUGGUGAAAAUAGUGGUGUGGAAAAAGAAACAGAUACUAAUCAAAAGUUAAUGAUGCUUAAUGAUCAGGAAAAUCUGAAAAAGCAACUGAGUUUGAAACCAGACAAACCUGAUAAAGACAAAGAAGAGUUAGUAGCUCAUCUUCAAUGUAAUAAUAACAAAGCUCCUAUCCCAGCUAGUGGAGAUAAUGCAGAAAAAAUGUCUGUAAAUGAGAGAAGUGGCUCCACAGGCACUGAUAACAAAAUGGACAUUGGUUGUAGUAGUGCAAUAUCAGCAAAGCAAUCUGAUGAAGAUUCAGAAAAACUGCAUGCAGUCCACCAGAGCAACAGUGAAUGCACAGAUGAAAGUAUGGAGACAGACCCUCCAAAUCAGAUACAGGAUUGUGACCUUGGAGCUACAGAAGAAUCCACAUAUCAUAAUAGCAGUGAAGAUAGUAAAGACUCUGAGCAUACUGGACACGUCGGCGUUUCUGGGCCAGCAUCAAACAAAGACCCUUCAGAAUCAGAGUCUGGUGUUAGGUGGCCAACAUCAGAUGAUUUCUAAAUGUGACUAAUGUGUGUCUAAUGUUGAGGCAGAUGAAAAAUAUGAAUCAGGAAAAACAGAGAGAAUUUGUGUGGAUUCAAAGAAUAUUGUUGAAGGAAAUCACUUUUCUUGUAAAUCCAAGAAGAAGAAUCCUCACAUCAUAAUAGCACUGAAAAUAUUUAAGACUCUAAGCAUAGUGGACAGGUCAGCGUUUCUGGGCCAACAUCAGGUGAAGCGAACAUGGAUGACAGCUCUUUGUCUAAUGUUGAGGCUACCAAUAUGGAACUUGAAGAAUCUGCAUAGACAGAAUCAGAGUCAGUGAGGCCCUAGACAUAGAACAACAAAGAGAUGAUGAAAAAAACAAGAAAAGUGACUCCUGUACAGUUAGUUUUGAGGCUACGGAGACUGGUAAUAAAAAUGAAGGCACCGAACAGGAAAAUGUGUUGAGACUGGAACUGCCACUGUAGAUGUAGGAACUGGAGAAGAGUAAACCAAGUAGACGCAGCGAUGUACCCAAGAAACCUUUUUUGCAGUGCUUAGAGGAGAAACUGGAGACUGAGAUCUACAUUCUCACAUUAGCACUGGUUAUAAAUAAAAUAAAUACAAUCAGUGCUGAUGUGAGAAUGUGGAUCUCAGUCUCCUGUGAAUCAUGUGUUAUUGUUAACAAAAAUAGAACCUGGUAUAUGUCUGCUGAUGGAAGCUUUUAUAAAAAUAACAAAGCUUUUUCUCUGAUUACUAUGAAAUAGGUGAUAUCUUUAAUCUUAUUACCUGUUUCUGUAAGAAUGCAUUAAACUAUUUUGUUAGAUGAUUUUACAGAAUGCUGCUAUGGGUAGAAUAUAAUCUGAAGCAACUUGGAUGCUUUUGAAAAUGUGAUGACAAAUGUACAUUGAAAUUGAUUGUAUAUGGGCUGUGUGGCCAAACUAUGAGUUUGUAGUCCUAUCUAUUAUUAUCAAUUCAAGUAAAAUGCAUUUAAUAAAUGACAUGUUGAUGUAAUGUU